Molecule: messenger RNA, 3210 nt
Organism: Podarcis muralis (Common wall lizard)
Lineage: Eukaryota; Metazoa; Chordata; Lepidosauria; Squamata; Lacertidae
Source: RefSeq, a predicted model, not a curated record
CCUACGCUGCUUUUUGCAUCCACUUUUGUGAAAGACAACAGUGUCUAUCACAUGAAUUCUCUUUCCCAGGCUUAUGUGCUCUGGUAUUGGGGCAGGUGCCUUUCCAUCCUGGAAGGACCCCCGUUACUUGAUGAACAAUGAACAACGGUGUUCUUCUUGAAGAAGAGCUGAUCAAAAAGUCCCAGCAAAAGAGAAGGACAUCUCCCUCCAAUUUUAAAGUACGAUUCUUCGUUUUGACAAAAUCAAGGCUGGCGUAUUUUGAGCAUCGUCUUGGGAAAAAAAGAAUUCUAAAGGGCUCAAUUGAACUAUCGAAGAUUAAGUGUGUAGAAAUUGUGAAAAGUGAUAUAACAAUUCCAUGUCACUAUAAAUACCCUUUCCAGAUUUUUCAUGACAACUAUCUGCUGUACGUCUUUGCUCCCAGCCAAGCGAGCUGUCAGAAAUGGGUGCUGGCUCUGAAAGAAGAAACUAGGAACAACAACAAUUUGGUGGCAAAGUUUCACCCAAAUUUCUGGAUAGAUGGGAGAUGGAGGUGUUGCGCUCAGGGAGAAAAACUGGCAACAGGCUGUGUGGAGUAUGUUCCAGCCAAUACUGUCUCCAAGAAACCUCUUCCCCCAACUCCAGAGGAUAACUGGAGAUUAUUUGCAGAGUCCAAGGAAUCUCCAGUAAUAGCCAUUUAUGACUACAGUGCACAGAAUCCUCAAGAGCUGGAAUUACGGUGCAACGAAGAAUACCAUGUUAUUGAUAACUCUGAGGUCCACUGGUGGCUGGUUCAGGAUAGAAAUGGGCAUGAAGGAUAUGUACCAAGCAGCUACGUGGUAGAAAAAUCACCAGAAAAUCUGCAAAUAUAUGAGUGGUACAACAAGAGCAUCAGCAGAAGCAAGGCAGAAGCCCUGCUCAAGGAAGAGGGUAAGGAAGGAGCCUUCAUGGUGAGAGAUUCAAGGCAACCUGGCACAUACACAGUCUCAGUUUUCACAAAGGCUUUGAGGCAAGUCAAAUCCCACAACGAGAACAACCCUGUUAUAAAACAUUAUCACAUCAAGGAGACAAGCGACAUCCCCAGGAGAUACUACUUGGCAGAGAAGCAUGUUUUUGAUUGUAUCCCGGAACUGAUCACCUAUCACCAGCAUAAUGCAGGAGGUCUUGUGACUCGUUUGAGGUAUGCUGUUUGCUCUUGGAGAGAAAAGGCUCCUGUUACUGCUGGCCUAAGUUAUGGAAAAUGGAUGAUUAAUCCUCAGGAACUGACAUUUGACCAGGAGAUUGGCCUUGGCCAGUUUGGGGUGGUUCAUCUUGGUUACUGGCUGGGCCGGAUGAAAGUGGCCAUAAAAACCAUUCGCACAGGAGCCAUGUCAGAAGAAGACUUCAUUGAGGAGGCCCAAGUCAUGAUGAAGCUCUCCCACCCCAAAUUAGUCCAGCUGCAUGGGGUAUGCAUGCAACAAGCUCCUAUGUGCCUAGUGUUUGAAUUCAUGGAGCAUGGAUGUUUGGCUGAUUAUCUAAAGAGGCAGCGAGGGAGUUUCUCAAAGGAAGAGCUCCUUGGAAUGUGCCAAGAUGUGUGUGAAGGAAUGACUUAUCUGGAACAAGCGUCUGUCAUCCACAGAGACUUGGCUGCUCGGAAUUGCUUGGUAGGAGAAUUCCAAGUUGUCAAAGUGUCAGAUUUUGGAAUGUCACGAUACGUCCUUGAUGAUCAGUAUACCAGCUCCAUGGGCACCAAAUUCCCCAUCAAGUGGUCAGCACCAGAGGUUUUCUCCUAUAGUCGGUAUAGUACCAAAUCUGAUGUAUGGUCAUUCGGAGUAUUGAUGUGGGAGAUAUUCAGCGAAGGCAAAAUGCCUUAUGAGAACCGGACCAACGCUGAAGUGGUGGAAGAAAUCAGUGCUGGUUUACGUUUGUAUAAGCCCAGACUGGCCUCCAAUACCAUUUACACGCUCAUGAGACAUUGCUGGAGUGAGAAGCAAGAGGACAGACCCCCCUUCUCUACCCUGCUCUACCAGCUCAACGAAAUAUCUGAAUCUGAUCUUUAACUAAAGAUGAAAGGAAGCUGCUUCUUAAUUAAAAAAGAAAAAAUAUAUGAAAAGCAUGACCACGUUUAGCACGCAUUGUUCAGAAGUAUUCAUUCACACUGAAGUAGCUGACCUGGGACAGAAAUAGCGACAGGAAUCCUGGCUAUUUAAAAGUCCUACACAAACUGAGAAAACGGAUAAUGCAAGAUGCUUUCAGGGUUGUGUCUAAUUAUCUGUUCAGUGAGGAUUCAGUGAGGAUCCAGGAGUCUAUCUUCUGUUUCACAUGGUGAUACCGAUAUUGAAGAUGAUGAACUGCCAUUGCUUUAUGGAGCUGACACUCUUUUUUUAAUUGAAAAAUGACUCAUUUCAAGGGGAACUGAAGUAUGACUCUCGUCCUCCAAGCCUGCUUGAAGCUGAACGGGAAUAUUAAGCUAUGCAUAAACAAAUGUUUUGACAGCAAAUUCAAAACACAAUCUUCUUGCAAAAUAAACUGCAUGGAUUAACAUAGGACACAGCAGGGACAGGUGGGACUCGUUACUGCAUCUUGUACAUUGGGAAAGUUAAGAAUGGACUGCUUGCUUUGAAGCUCUAGAGUAUAAAAUAUAGGAUUCUGCUACUUGUUUAUUUUCACUUUUUACAUAAUGUGUUGAAAGAAAAGGUGGGGAAUAUAUAUAUUCAGCAGGGUUGGCUAAUAUACAAAUAUUGUAUAAUAUAUUCUUUCACUAUCAACUGUUUUUAAUGUUGCUACAAGAAACAUGGGUUAAAAAAAAAUGUGAGCACUUCAGGUGGCAAGUGUUGAAUGCUAUUAAUGAUCGCAGAUUGUUACUUUAUUUUACAUGAGAGAAAUAUAAAUAUAUGAUAUAUAAUGUACAUUAUACUGAACUUCCACCUUAGUUGCCAAAAUUUCUUGAACUGGCCCUUUACCUUUUUCCAAUGGUCAAUUACAAUGUACAUUAUUAUAAAAUACCAUGCUGGACUGCUCUCCAAUUGAGGAUGACUUUGAACUGAUUAUAUUGUAUUAGAAUAGUAUAGCUAUUUAAGAGUUUUUGUACAUUGUUAUUGCUGUGAUUAUAUUUUUGUAUUGUGUUUUCAUUGUAUAAAUUUUGUUAGCCUCUUUGACCAUUUUCAGAUUGUAAAACUAGAGAUUCUUUUAGAAAAAUGCUGGAAAAUAAAUAAUAACGGAAAUACGGAAUAUGUAGAUGAGAUGAGAAAACUA